This is a messenger RNA of Adelges cooleyi (spruce gall adelgid), 1215 nucleotides long. RefSeq lists its product as uncharacterized. The record is from RefSeq and is a predicted model, not a curated record. Lineage: Eukaryota; Metazoa; Arthropoda; Insecta; Hemiptera; Adelgidae. The coding region runs from base 1 to 1215 and encodes 404 amino acids. The transcript is spliced from 8 exons.
AUGGGUGAAAUCAAAGGGAAAGAUGAUAUCUUAAGAGACUACUUCCAGAACAAUGAAGAGGCCAGUAAAAUACAAGCUGAUAUUGAUUUAAAGCUGUAUGUUGAACUUUUUAAACACAUAUGCAGUAUACGUGACCUAACUGUAAAAGACUGUGUAGCACGUAUAAAAAGAAAAGCCUCAUCAAGAAUAGUGUCAGACUUUAUGUUUAGAACGAGAGCUGGAAAUACAGUACUGGGUGAUUCUGAAGAUGAAAAUGAACCGAACCAAACUGAAGAUAUGAUUCUAAAAGAUUUGUAUGAUGAUUGUAGAAGAUGGAUAGGCGGCUCUCUAGAUACUGAAGUUCCAAGUGCUGGGUUUUGGAUGUACAUGGGAAAAAACAAUAGCGAUCUAAAAAUAAUGCUAGAUUACUACAAAAACAAUCCAAAUAUACCUCAUGAUCAUUUGGAAUUAAAAGAUUUUAGUGAACUUUUUAAAUACAUAUGCAGCCAACGUGGCGUUACUGUAAAAUUCUGGGCAACAGACAGGAAAACUAAAGCGGCAUUAAGGACACUAGACCAGACUGCUUGUCUACGUCCGGAACAAACAGAAGAUAAUAUUUUAAAAGGUUGUGAUGAUGAAGCUACUACAAGUUAUAAUCCAACGGGAAAAACUGAAGAAGAAAUUCUAAAAGAUUCGUUUGAUGAUUGUAGAAUAUGGCUGAAUGAACCUCUAGAUGCUAAUAUUGGCUUGAGUGGGUUUUGUUGUUACAUGGGAUUAAACGAAAGUGAUACAGUAUUAGAUGAUUUCUUCAAAAACAAUCCACAUGCCUUUGACAGAAUGUCAAAGAACUACGAUAAAAAUCCUGGUUUAAUUCAAGGUCCUAUAGAUUUUACACUGUAUUGUGGACUUUUUAGACACAUAUGCAAGAAAAAUAAUGUUUCUGUAGGAAAAAUGGCAAAAGAUAGAAAAUGUAAAGCGUCAACAAGGUCACUAAUUAAGUUUAUGUCGUUACCUAAGGGAAAACCUGCUAAUUGCGUACUGGAAGAUGAAAAUGAAAUUUUAGAUGUGGUUACAGAUGUUAAGGAUGUGCUACCGCUUACUCCAGACCAAACUGAAGUUAUAGCUGAUACUAGUUAUACUUUCCAGGAACCAACUUUUGUCGAUGUGAAUGUCAUCUUUGAGGAAGAUCCUGAAGAUGAAGUAAUUAUUGAUACUACAUUUAGAUUAUUCCUUUAA